This is a messenger RNA of Sparassis crispa, 4212 nucleotides long. RefSeq names its product Retrovirus-related Pol polyprotein from transposon 412. The transcript has 6 exons. Gene Ontology annotation, molecular function: nucleic acid binding. The coding region runs from base 1 to 4212 and encodes 1403 amino acids. The record is from RefSeq and is a predicted model, not a curated record. Gene Ontology annotation, biological process: DNA integration. Lineage: Eukaryota; Fungi; Basidiomycota; Agaricomycetes; Polyporales; Sparassidaceae.
AUGGUGGAUGAGAUGGUAUCAAGAGAUCCCAUCGACGAACCACCAGCAUACCUUAGAGUCACCAAGAUGCCUCCACUGCCACAAUACGAUGGGAAGGACGAUCUUGAUGCAUUCGAGGUCUGGCUACAGAAAUUGCUGGAAUACUUCAAGACUCUCCGCAUCACUGGCAAUGCCAUGGAUGCGGAUCGCCUACGGAUAUUGGGGCAAAGUCUUAAAGAUGACGCCGCUAACUGGUUCUUUCUGAACGUGCAGUCACCGAACCGCAAAGUACGACAGUGGUACUUCGAGGAUGCGGUGACGCACCUCCACCGACGAUUCCUACACAAGGACUCGGAGCUGAUAGCAUCCGAGAAGUAUGACAAGGUGACGUACAGCUUAUCACGCGGAGGUGUGAGCGAGCUAUACGACAGGAUAUUACACCAUGCAGAUCGCAUGGUGCAAUACCCAACGGAAUAUGCAUUCCGGAAGAGGUUUAUGGAUGCAUUACCACUACCAAUGGUAGAAGUAAUGCGUCUAGCCCACCUACUAUCGCCUGAGAAACACACCAUCGAUGCACUGUAUCGAUCGGCUUUGGCGAUCGAACAGGGCAACGGAUGGCUGGACCAAUACCGUACAUACAAGGACCGCCGACAGCCUCAGAAGACCGGGGACCAUAUGGGGACCCGGAGUUCAACUACUGCCCGCAAGGACAAGGACGAGGAGGGGCACACCCAGGACAUGCACAGCAGGCCGGGCCACUUCUCGACAGACCCGACGUGCCCGAACUAUGGUAAACCUCGGCCAGCGCGACUACACGCACAAUGUGUAGUUGAUGACCACUCCGAGGAUGAGGAACAAGCAAACCAAGAACCAGCAGAACCGGAGGCUACAGUUCAGGAGCCGGCUCCACAGGAGACGACUCCCGAAACUGACGGAAACGAAGGGCCCUACCAGAAUGACACAGGAUACCAGACAUAUCCUGAGUCAGACUGGGCCCCAGAGGGAUCACAGUACUCAUCAGCAGAUGAGCGUGAACCCCCAUCUGGAGACGAUGGCUGGAACGAUGACUAUGACGUUCACCUGGGAUCAAUAAGAUUCGGCGCCAUGCAUCAACACAAGCCUGGAAAGUGUACGCAGACCGUACACCUCCACACUAGCGAACACGCAACAGACGCACGAUCUUCGAGGAAUGCAUGGCUGUACAACUCACGCGUACGACGCCUGACCGAUCCAGCCAUGCAGCCUCAGAGAAACCUGCAGACACAACGAACACUAUGUGCAGAGGUCCUGAUCAAUGGGAUCAAGACCUAUACACUAUUCGACUCGGGGUGCACAACGGACUCCAUUUCUCCGGAAAUGACGUACAUCUCGAAGGCAGACCGAAUCGACCUGGACGACCAAAUAGGUCUCCAACUGGGCACCAAGGGAAGCAGGACACGCAUCAAUUAUGACGUCGUCGAUAUCGAUAGAUACGACGCUGUACUAGGCACAGUGUUCAUGCAUAAAUAUGGCGUGGUCCUCGACUUCGAGAACCGCACCAUAUCGAUCCAACAGCAAAAAAUACCGACCUAUGCGGAAGUGGACGAGGCCACAAUCAUUGCGAAUCGCAAGGAUAUGUUGCACUCACACUACCGCGUGCACAACAACGACCCCGCAAUGAGACCAAUGGCCGCAAAGCCACCCCAGUCUCGUGGUGUGAAACUGGGGACAGUCCUAAGAGGGGAGGGGAAUGACGGAAAUGUCAAGGCGAAAGAAAAAUCAACCACGAGAAACAGGAAACAGCCCAAAAAGGACUGUUUCCCUGACAUCUCGGAGAAGUUUGCACCAACUAGACACUCGAUGGACGAACCAAGACGGGACCAGUUCGGUCAGCCAAACCCAUUAGGUCUAAAUGACUUAAUGGUGUUCGAACUGAACGAACAUCGUAAAGAUGAAGAAAUUCGCGCCACGCUUGUAGAACCAUCAGAUGCAACAGCGUCUGAGGAGAAACUACAGGAACACCGAAAAGCCUGGAUUGAGAAGACGAAGGACAUAAUGUGUCCCUCGCCCCCAAUCCUUCCACCGUUCCGUGAGAUCAACCAUCGAAUACCGCUCAUCAAUGACGAUGAGCAGUAUCGACUGCGAUUACCAAGAUGUGCCGACGCAAUGAAGCCAUUGCUCCUAACGAAAAUCCAACAAUACCAGGACGCUGGCUGGUGGGAGUCCAAGCAGGCUCCCCAGGCAGCACCCAUGAUAUGCAUUAUGAAGAAGAGUGGAAAAUUACGGACGGUUGUCGAUGCGCGUAAAUGCAAUGACAACACCGUAAAGGACGUAACUCCAUUCCUGGACCAGGACCAGAUAUGCAUGGACGUGUCUCGUGCCAAAUACCGGUCGAAGAUUGACUUGUCCGACGCGUACGAACAAAUACAGGUGGUGGCGGAGGACGUCUGGAAAACAGCGUUCUCCACCCCAUACGGUACAUUCGUAAGUCACGUCAUGCAACAAGGCGAUUGCAAUGCCCCAGUGACAUUCCAAAGCCUCAUGAUGUUAAUAUUCCGUGACUGCAUCGGACGAUACGUUCACGUAUACCUUGACGACAUAUUCGUGUUCUCCGAUACAAUCGAAGAGCACAAACGCCACCUGGAAAUCGUAUUCCGUAAGCUGAGGGAGGCAAAGCUCUACCUUAGCGAGAUGAGGUGCGACCUAUAUUCACGGAGCAUGGAUUGCCUAGGUCAUCUAAUCGAUGACCGAGGACUCCACGCAGACUCAGACAAGAUGAGCCGUAUUCGCGAAUGGCGAAUACCCCGAUCUUACAAAGAAGUACAACGCUUCCUAGGGCUCGUGAACUACCUAGGACACUUCAUGCCCGACGUAACGGUGUACACCUCGCCAUUGUCGGACAUGGCUCACAACGACCGAGCAUUCGUGUGGCACCCAAUGCACACCAAAUGCUUUAAAAUGAUCAAAGCUUUGGCGUGCAAGGCACCAAUCCUGAAGCCAAUUGACCCACGUCAACCAGAACCCAUCUGGGUGAUAUCCGAUACGUCGCUAUACGGUGUUGGAGCGAUGUAUGGACAGGGACCAGACUGGCGAACCUGUCACCCAGCUGGCUUCCUGUCGAAGAAAUUCAUGAGUGCGCAACGUGCUUAUAAGACCUAUGAGCACGAGGCACUUGCGAUACUGGAAGCUCUCCUCAAAUGGGAGGACAAACUACUUGGCCGACCGAUAAUGAUCGCGACCGACCAUCAGGCAUUGAAGUAUUUCGAAGGCUACAUAGAAGGCGUGACCAAUAAGGUCGUGAACUGUCUAUCUAGGUACUACCAGAACGACAAUGUGGAUGAAUUCGCACCCAUCCAGGACUAUGCAAACACAGACGCUCAUCUAGACCCUGAGUGGGAUGACCUACCAUCCAACCGUAUUGCUGAGCUGCACGCCGGAACAAUCCAGCGCUCAGCACAGCUGCCCGAGGAGGUGCAGGAGUCAAGGGAUCAGGAGGUCAGCGAAAUGGCCUCCCACCUGCCCCUAGUAAUGCCAACCACAGGUGCAAAGGACGAGGAUCCGACAAUUGCCGAAUCACGCACCAACGGACCUCCACUGAAGGCCCACUUGGAACAGGAUACCCCGUUCCUGGCCGCAGUCCAAAAGGGCUAUGGCGAGGACCCAUUAUUUAGGAAGGUCGUUGAAUCCCCAAUGGAAAUCAGCGCCUUCGUAAUCUGGGACAAGACAAUAUAUACUAAAAACCGCCAGGAUAAAGAAGUUAUCUGCAUCCCGAGGGUUCUGUACCAUCAUCAAAUGAUGACCGAGAUCAUCAUCGAUAGAGGGCACAUGACCAUAGGACACUACGGCCCACAGAAGACGUCGGAAUACAUCCGACGGUGGUUCUGGUGGCCUAGGAUCGGACGCGAUAUCGAAAAAUUCUGCAUGACGUGUGGGGCCUGCCAAACGGCAAAGCCUCGCAAUCACCUGCAAGCAGGAUUACUUCAUUCCUUGCUGAUUCCACGGUUUCCGUGGAAUUCGAUAGCAAUGGACUUCGUCAGUCCGUUUCCGCGAUCAAAGGGAUAUGACUACCUAUGGGUAGUCAUAUGCCGCCUUACAUCAAUGGUACAUCUGGUCCCCGUGAAUACGACGAGCACGGCCUCGGACAUAGCUGAGCUCUAUGUCCGAGAAAUUGUGCGACUACAUGGGAUGCCCGAGUCCAUCGUCUCGGACCGGGACUCGAAGUUCACGUCGAAAUUUUGGCGUGAACUACAUUGA